CCCAAAAAUAGGACAAAUAAGAUAGUUUCACUGCUUCUUUUCUUCUCUUAAAACAGAAGCAUCCAGAAUGGGAGUUUUGUUUUCUUAUUACUUUUCACAGACAUUUUGAUUCCUGUGGUUCUUGGAGGUAGCUGCUGGAGUUUGCAGAGACAAAUGGAUGAAGAACAGUAUUCAUCUGGUUGGGACGAAAAUUACUCAUUUGUUCACUUUCUUAAUGAAAGCAAUGUCUGCGAAAUGGGAAACUAUUUUACCUUUUACACCCAUUUCACUACUGUUCUCUAUACUCUGGCAUUUUUGCUCAGCCUGCUAGGAAACACUCUGGUGUUAUGGAUCCUACUCAAAUAUGAAAACCUUACAUCUUUAACGAACAUCUUCAUCAUGAAUCUUUCUGUCUCCGACUUAGUCUUCUCAUGCAUGCUGCCAUUCUGGGCAGUGUACCAGAGCUUCGGGUGGAUUUUUGGUGAGUUCCUUUGCAAGGCAGUGAAUGCCAUUUUCUCCAUUGGCUACUACAGUGGUGUUUUCUCUCUAACUCUCAUGACUAUUUUACGGUACUUGUCCGUGGUGAACCCUCUUUCUACUCUGAGAUCCCAGACGCAGUACUGUCGUUCUCUGGUGUGCUUGUUUGUUUGGACUUGCAGCAUUUUGAUGGUAGUUCCUGAGAUUAUUCACACCACAGUGACAGAAACCUUGGAAGAAAUCAGUAUCUGUGAUUAUGAUGACUGGGAAUGGAAAAAAGUGGACAUUUAUCAGAGAAACAUACUCUUCCUGAUUUCCUUUGGGAUUAUCGUAUUCUGUUACAUCAAUAUACUGAUAAUUCUGCUUGGAACAAGAUCUCGCAGAAAGCGCAGAACUGUGAAACUCAUCCUUGUUAUUGUGGUGGCUUUCUUCCUGAGCUGGGCACCUUACAACAUCCUCAGCUUUCUGAUUACUUUUCCACCAUCUACAUGCCAGUACAGCAAUGACAUCCACCUCGCCUUUCACAUCAGCCGUAAAAUUGCUUUCUCCCACUGUUGCCUCAAUCCUGUGCUCUAUGUAUUUGCUGGAGUCAAGUUCAAGAGGCAUUUGUUUCGUUUAUGCAGACAGUAUUUACCCUGUGGCGAUGAAGUCUCCAGCCCCCGGAUCGGCUCUCAAGGCAAAUUCCACUAUGAAGAUGGGUCCAUCUACUGAAGGGAGACCAAACUAUUAGUGCUAGUCUCUGAUGAACUUUCAGAUUUUAAAGGCCAUGCAUGAUCUCCAAUUCCUAAAGGUUCUUCCCUGAGACAGUGGCCGAUUUUGUCUUUGCAAACAUAUUGUGAAUGGGAAAUGAUUAGAAAAAUGAUUAGCAGGAGGAUGGAGAAACUAAGAAGUGACCUCAGUGGUCUGUAACUCUUACCUUCUUUAUGCUUUUUGGCACAGUGAUACUUUUUCUCAUUCAUGGUUUUCUUUAGAAAAAGGAAAAAGAAUCAGAAUCACAGAAUCACAGAAUCACCCGGGUUGGAAGGGACAUCAAGGAUCAUGUAGUUCCAACCCCCCUGCCUAGCAGGGCCACCAAACAUGCUUGCUUUUUUCUUUGGCAGUUAAAACUUCAGGUCUUAAAGUGAAUAGUGCUGCACAUUUCUUUCUUGCCUGAUUUUAAAUAUUCAUAUUGUUUCUAGCAUGGUCACUUAAGCAUUUCUGUAGCUUUUAAUGCUUGACAUUAUUUGUCAGUGCUGAACUCACUGAUGUUCUCUGUGUGCUAAGGUUCUUCGACCUAUUGAUAGGCAAAUAUAUAUAAAGCCAACAGAGUGUAAGAAAGCUUUGCUUUUUUACCUCCUUCACACCUGUCUAUAUACUAUAGAUACCUGUAUCUCUGAGGUAUGUGAACAUCUUAUAAAUGCUUAUGAAAAAAAAAGUCAAGAAUUGUAACAGAAGCACAAAAUAUUUGAACAGUCCUGCCUUGCUCACUUUUUAACAAGUUAUUUAAGCCUGCUUGUAGCUUAAGCAUAUGUUACCAUAUAUCUGAACAUGUAAAGGUGACGUGAAAUAUUAUCCAAUCAUACUGUUGUCAAUCAUAACCAAAAGUAACUCAUGUAAAGAUUUCUCCUACUGGUAUAAUAAAGCGGUACUAAUAAAUGUUC
This is a messenger RNA of Lagopus muta (rock ptarmigan), 2096 nucleotides long. It is a transcript of the gene XCR1, whose product is annotated as X-C motif chemokine receptor 1. The record is from RefSeq and is a predicted model, not a curated record. Bases 154 to 1167 code for a protein of 337 amino acids. Gene Ontology annotation, biological process: chemotaxis; immune response; G protein-coupled receptor signaling pathway. NCBI's taxonomy places the organism in Eukaryota, Metazoa, Chordata, Aves, Galliformes, Phasianidae. Gene Ontology annotation, cellular component: membrane. Gene Ontology annotation, molecular function: chemokine receptor activity. The transcript has a single exon.